CCUUCCAGCAUCCAAACGCUGAUGCCUGCUGCAGAUGCAGGCGCCGGAUCAGGGACAAAAGUAGAAAAACAGCCGUCUGUCUCCGGGAAAUCGCAGCCUGCAGAUGGCGCAGGUGAUGGUGGAUCAGAGGAGCCACCGCAUGCCCUGGACGUGGCACGCUUCCGCCGGCUGAACUCGCUCAUCCACCGUGAGAACGUGGACGUGGACGAACUCCUGCAUCUGGUGGAGCAGGAUUACCACGUGAACCUCAUGCUCGACCCCUUGCUCAGCUUCGUCAUCGCCUGCAAGAAGCCCAAGCUCGCCUGCCGCCUCAUCGACAAAAUAUCAUCAAAUGACAUGCUCACGGCCUCCAACUACGACGGCUACACGGCGCUUCACGUAGCUGCCGCCAUGGGCUACAAAGCAGUGGCCUCGGAGCUGAUCCGCAGGGUGCCAGAUCUCGUUCAUGUGCGGAACCGGAAGCAGGAGAUACCGCUACAUAAGGCGGCCCUGUACGGGCUGCAGGACAUGUUCUGGCUGCUGGUGGAAAAGAGCAGCUCACCGGAAGCCCGGAGGGAGGACGGCGCCACCAUGCUGCACUGUGCCAUCAUGGGCAAUGCGCCGGAGCUCGCAUUGCAGAUUGCAAGGUCUUAUCCAGGUCAGAUCACAAAAGUCGAUCAGCAUGGUGUAACCUCGUUGGAUCUAAUGUUGACCAUUCCCGAGUUAUUCCGAAGCCAAACUCCCCUUGACUUCUACGAAUCCUUCCUAUAUGUCAUGGUUCCAUCGGAAGAGGGCUGUGGCAAGACAAACGAUAAAGAUGCAGAAGAGGAAGCGAGAAGCUCUAACGAUAUUGUCUCGGAUGCACGACGUGACUACGAAUCUCUGGAGAGGUCGAGAGGAAUUCGUUCAAGAUUCCCACCUCACUAUGACACUCUCUUGGACCUAUUGGAAUUGAUUUGCAUCUUAGCCAGAUGGAGCCUUUUCCACCUUCUAAAGCUGUUUUACCCUACCAUGAAACGUUUGAAGGAGCUAAAGAGACGACAUCAAGCAGCUUUGCAACUCAUCGAGUGCUGCGCCCAACCAAUCAACUUUGACCUUUUUGGGCUAAUACAUAAACCCGUUGGCGUUCGUCCUAAUUAUAACGAAGAAUAUCAUUCUGGAGGGUUCUGGGAAGAGCCUGGAUAUCUCCCGCAUGAAACACCAGUGUCACCAGAGUCUGAGAGGGCGACACCCUUGAUCAAAGCUGCAGAGAUUGGUCUUCACGAGUUCGUGGGCAAGAUCCUGCAGGUGUGCCCACAGUCAGCAACCUAUCUGGACGCCAAGAGCAGAAAUGUUCUCCAAGUCGCAGUCAAGUAUCGUCGCGAGGAGAUUGUCAAGAUCAUAAGGGACAUGAGAACCAUUUUACCAUCCUGGUUAUUUUCCAGAAUUCGCACCAAAACCGGGAACACCAUCCUGCAUCUUGCUUCGCGUGGAAGCCCAGAUGUAGCAAAGGACGAGAAAGACGAACCAGAUGCAAUGCAACUGCAUUACGAUUUAGUAUGGUUUGAGAUGGUGCAAUCAAUUAUUCCUAAAGAACUAGUGCAUAGUCGAAAUAAGCAAGGAAAGACAGCGCAAGAGCUCUUUACAUCGAACCACAAACAGAUGCGUAAGAGUUGCAAGAAACAACUAGUGGGGAUUGCAAGGACAUGUACAAGCGCUGUGGCAGCUGUGGUCUUCGCCAUGAGCUCCUCCUUCUCCCACAUCGACGAUCCAAAAACUGGCGAUUCACCCAUGUUCAAGGCCUUGUCAUACACAUACGUGAUCGGGUUGUCAUUCGCUGCUACAUCUCUGUUCUUGUUGCUGUCCCUCGUCAAUUCAUCGUACAAGGAGCAGCAGUUCCGCCGUGCCAUCCCAACCAAGUUCUUCUUAGCCCGCCUCACAUAUAACAUGGCGUUGGGGACUCUGUUGCUGGCCUUCACAUUCAACACUUUCCUGCAGAUAUAUGGCGUCGAGGGAGCAGAGGAAAAGCAGGAGAUCACAUUCAUGCUGGAGAUCAUCGUCUGUCCAGUUCUCACUUGCCUCCUCCUCUUCUUUCCUGACGCCGUAUUCGGUGCAUUUCGUCGUUUUAUUUGA
This is a messenger RNA of Musa acuminata AAA Group (dessert banana), 2091 nucleotides long. RefSeq lists its product as uncharacterized. The coding region runs from base 22 to 2091 and encodes 689 amino acids. Gene Ontology annotation, cellular component: membrane. Lineage: Eukaryota; Viridiplantae; Streptophyta; Magnoliopsida; Zingiberales; Musaceae. The record is from RefSeq and is a predicted model, not a curated record. Gene Ontology annotation, molecular function: protein binding. The transcript has 7 exons.